AUGGCUCCGGGACAAGCAGAACAAGGAGAUUCAGCGUCCACAGCAAACGUGGUUACUGAGCAGCGCCACAAUCUGGAAGAAGUUCUUCGGUUGAUUCGGAACUUCAAGAAGGAUUCGAGGACGCGAUACAACUUACAAUAUUUUCAACACCGAGAGGAGACGCUAAAGCGAGCAUGGGCGAACUGCGAAGCCUUGCACGGAAGGGUGAAGACCGUGAGGGCUCAGGAUGCAGUACUACUUGCGCAGAACAUGAAAGAGUACGAGGAGGUCGAGGAUGCCUGGGGCGAAUGUUCAGUGGUAUUCCGUCAAAACAUUGCCGGUUACCUAGCUGCGGAGAGCAGUCAACGUCCAGCAAUUCAAGAGGCCCCAGAUGCAGGUGAAAACGUAGUCAGACUGGAAAGGAUUAAAAUACCCAGCUACAGCGGCGACUACACUCAGUGGGCAGCAUUCCAUGACUUAUUCAAGGUCGUGGUGCACGACAACAAAAAUUUAAGUGGUGUACAAAAGCUUCAGUAUCUUCGUGCGUCGGUCAACGGUGAGGCAGAACAAUUGAUACGCCACCUCACUUUAACGGAGACUAAUUAUGCGCCAGCAUGGAAGUUACUGAAGAAGCGAUACAACAAUAAGAGGGCCAUCGGGAAUGCCUACAUGAAAGGCAUAUGGAGUUUACCGACUAGCACUCCGGCUAGUGCGAUAGGUAUCAAGCGAAUAUUGGACACGACCGAACAAUUCCGUGCCAAUACUGAAUCAUUGGGAGCAGAUUUAGUCGACCUAAUCAUGGUGUUCAUCCUGCAACAAAAAUUGGACAAUGAAAGUAAUUCGGAAUGGCAGAAAUUCAUUGGUUCUUCGAACGAGAUACCAACCUUGAAUCAAUUCACGAACUUCUUGCAUCAACGGUUCACAAUACUGGAAGCAGUACAGCUUACCGAACGCAAGACGGUGAAAAUAGGGGCACACUCAGCACAAGCAACGGGAGCCGUCUGCCGAGUAUGCCAGGGCGAUCAUCGAAUUUCGUAA
Messenger RNA from Hermetia illucens (black soldier fly), 1017 nucleotides. RefSeq lists its product as uncharacterized. The coding region runs from base 1 to 1017 and encodes 338 amino acids. The record is from RefSeq and is a predicted model, not a curated record. The transcript has a single exon. NCBI's taxonomy places the organism in Eukaryota, Metazoa, Arthropoda, Insecta, Diptera, Stratiomyidae.